AUGGCCCCCUCGGAGCUCGUGUGGCAAGCCGCAGGCCGGGACGGCUGCCGCUCCACAGCGCCGUGGCCCGCGAGCGGCGCCGAAGGCCUGGAGCUGCGCCCCCGGCCUCAGGCGCCCGACUGGUCCUCGGCUUACCUCCGCGAGCUGCGGCCUGGGGCGGCGCCGAGGCACGUGGCGCAGGUCGGCUUCCACCCGGACGGCUGGCGCUGGGUCGAAGAGCAGCUUCCGGGCGGCCGGUGGCAGCGCCACGACCUCCCCGGCCGCGGUUCGGUGCGGCUGCGCUGGGAGAAGGCCGCGGGGCGGUGGGAGCUGUGGCUGGAGGCCGGGGAGAGGCUGGUGCUGGAGGCGACCUUCGAAAGUUCCGAGCCGCAGUUGGAGCUGUGCACGUUUUCAGCACAUGUGGACCGCUUCGAUGUCUCGUUGCUUCCCCCGCCUGGGCCUGGAACCCUGCAGAGCCCGCCGCCCGCCCACGCGCAGCUCCAAGCCCGCAUCGACCAGCUUACGGAGGAACUUACAACGGAGAAGCUGCAGAAGGCUGAGAUCCAGCACAAGAAGCAGAAAUUGCAGCAGCAGCUGGACGAAUCCAAGCGCCGCUAUGAGCUGCUGACGCAGAAGAAAGAAGAGGAAACACAUAAAUUCGAGUCCACGCAGCAUGAGAACAAGGCAUUGCACCAGAGGAUUGAUUCGCUGAUGGAGCAGCUUGAGACGGAGAAGCUGCAGAAGGCGGAGAUCCAGCAGGAGAAGGAGCACUUGCGGAAGCAGCUGGACGAGUCCAAGCGCCGCCAUGAGCUGCUGACGCAGGAGAAGGAAGAGGAAACACAGAAAGUCGAGUCCGCGCAGCAUGAGAUCAAGGCUUUGCAGCAGAAGAUUGAAUUGCUGAUGGAAGAGCUUGAGACGGAGAAGCAGCAGAAGGCGGAGAUCGCGCAAAGCUUGCAGAAGCAGCUGGACGAGUUGGCGCGGCAGAAGGCAGAGGAGAUGAAGAAAGUCGAGGCCUUCAUCCACCCUGACACGAGCGAUUCUCGAGAUGAAGCUCCAGGCGCAACCCCGGUCCUCAACAAUAUCACGGACUCCUUCUCUCUUGUUGGAGAUCAAUCAGAUGUUCAGUCCGCCAACUCCUUUAUUCUUGUUAACACUGGAGACCAGUCAGAUGCACAGUCCAUCAGCGAUGUGAGCAGCCGAUCGGCAAAGUGCUUCCCACCCAACACGGUCCUGCCGGGAGCGGACGGCCACUUGCUGCGCGUGGAGAAGCUGAGGAUCGGCGACCGCGUGCGCCUGCGCGACCUGACUGACGCCAAGGUGGUUCGCAUCGAGGCGCACCGCAAGAGGCCCUACGACUUGGUGCAGCUCACCACGAGCGAGGGGCGCUUCACAGUGUCCAAGGAUCAUCGCGUGGCAGUGCCUGGGCCAGGCUGCCAGGGAGCCCAACGUGCAGAUCAGCUGAGUGAGGGUGACCUGGUCAUUGUGGGUGGGAAAAACCAGAAGCUCACCAAGGUCUCCCACCUGCAGGAGUGCACAGUCUUAUACGAGGUGGUAUUCGAGGAGGAUCAAUCUGUGCAGAUGUUUCACAUUGAGAGCUAUGGCUUGGUAACCUUCGGUUCAGCUGUCGCAGCCGAGAGCGCUGCCAGCGCGUGGACGUUGUAG
This is a messenger RNA of Effrenium voratum, 1641 nucleotides long. The record is from the annotation of a GenBank genome assembly. NCBI's taxonomy places the organism in Eukaryota, Dinophyceae, Suessiales, Symbiodiniaceae.